This is a messenger RNA of Schistocerca piceifrons (Central American locust), 1783 nucleotides long. RefSeq names its product protein transport protein sec31-like. The transcript is spliced from 9 exons. Bases 155 to 1783 code for a protein of 542 amino acids. The record is from RefSeq and is a predicted model, not a curated record. NCBI's taxonomy places the organism in Eukaryota, Metazoa, Arthropoda, Insecta, Orthoptera, Acrididae.
AGGGCGGUAACAUCGUGUGUUCUGUCUGUGGUGCCCGCCGGUCGGUGCGUCGGACUCUGCUGCCUGUGCCACACAGUGUAUGCUGGGCUCCCCCCGGUCUGCGUAUGCGAGUGGGAUCCGCAUGCGGCGACUUGAGCUAGUCGUGGAAUGACAUAUGAAGAUGCUGGAGGCGGAGUACGACUGCGCGUGCCCCGGCCCGCCCCCGCAGUUCCAGCUGCCGCCCCCGCCUCUGCCGCCGCUGCUGCUGCAGGAGGCGGGCUGCAGCGCCGACCACGCGCUCUACUCCUGCGACGUCCUGCCGGUGCUGGACGCCGAGCUGCACAGCGGUCCCGGGAUCCCGCCCACGGCGAUGAUCGCGCUGUGUUCGGCUCUGCUGCUGGCCACGGUGCUCGCCGCCUCCGUCCUACUCUGCAGGUACCGCCGCAAGGUGCCGAACCUAGUGACGUCAUGCAAAGCGUCUCCGCAGAACAGGGUGUGCGACGUGUCGGCUGCCAACGAUGUCAUCUACGAAGACCUCACCAACAUCCGACCCAGGCCCUGCACGCAGCCCCUCCAGAUGCGGGACCUCAAGGAGAUGGUGGUGCACCCGGUGCAGUACCCAACCGGCAGCCAAGGCUGCGGAUCCUCCGUGUUCGUCUGCCCUGACCGCUAUAGCAGCGAGGGCGCCUGCACGCCCGUCUACCAGGAAAUAGGCCAAGGCCGCUGCGAGUCGGACCCGGACAGCGAGGCGGCCGCGGCCGCGGGGGCGGGCUCCGAGGACGACUUCGCGGAGGACGAGCUGAGCCUGGAGGACACGAACCCUCCGCGGCACCACCUGUCGCUGACGAUGCCGCAUGCGGUGCCCGUGCCGCCGCCGCACGCCGCCGCCGCCCCGCCGCCCUGGCUCGGAUCGCUGCUCAGGUACCACGCAGGCCCGCCCCCCACAGCGCCACCGCCUGCCGUGCCGCCGGUGGCGCCGUACGAGACGGUGCCGGUGCCCGGCUUCUCCAGCUUCCGGCCGGCGCCCGCCAAGGCGCUCACCAGCCACGACUCGGACUCGGGCUACAGCCACAACACGUCGGGCGGUGCCAGCUACCCUGCAGCGGUCCAGCCAGCAGCCAGCGGCCAGCAGCCAGCAGCGGUCCCGACCAGCAGCCAGCAGCAGUCCCAGCCAGCAGCCAGCAGCGGUUCCAGCCAGCAGCCAGCAGCCAGUGGCGGUUCCAGCCAGCAGCCAGCAGCCAGUGGCGGUUCCAGCCAGCAGCCAGCAGCGGUUCCUGCCAGCAGCGGUUCCUGCCAGCAGCGGUUCCUGCCAGCAGCCAGCAGCAGUCACAGCCAGCUGCGGUCCCAGCCAGCAGCAGUCCCAGCCAGCAGCGGUCCCAGCCAGCCACCACCACUAGCAGUAGCAGCAGCAGCAGCAGCAGCAGCGGCGGCGUCCCCACCGGCCAGCCAGCUGGCGCCCGCGCUGCAGGGGGUAGUGCGGGCGGCGCCUAGUUUUUGUAUCGGCCGCCCCGACAAGCGGCCCUUCACGCCUGUAAAUACCCUGGGGUGGCAGCUGGAGCCGCGGGCGGGCGACGUGCGCGGAAUGCGUGCGGGUCGCGCGCGGCCGCUGGGGAAAUCCCCCGCGAUGCCCGAGAAAGUCCCCCGCGAUGCGGGGGGAGUCCCGCGCGAUGGCGCUCGGGCAGCCCGCAAAGUUGUUUACGGCAGACACAGGCGGCGCCGAGCCGCUGGGACCGCCGCGUACCACUCUCCGCCGCCUUUCGUAAGGCCUACGCUACGCUCUAUGCUGAGUGCUGCUCCUCCGUAG